Corticium candelabrum is the source of this 2679-nucleotide messenger RNA. RefSeq lists its product as uncharacterized. The record is from RefSeq and is a predicted model, not a curated record. Lineage: Eukaryota; Metazoa; Porifera; Homoscleromorpha; Homosclerophorida; Plakinidae. The transcript has a single exon. Bases 1 to 2649 code for a protein of 882 amino acids.
AUGUUCCCAAAGGCAGUGUUGAGAUGUCCUCCUCGUGCAGGGAAGAAGAAACGUUAUGUGGUGAAAGCCUUGUUACAUUCACGACUAGAGAAAUGGUUGUCAGGAGAUUUUGUUUCACUUUGGACUGAAGCCAGAUUGGAAGCAGCACAUCGACCUGUAGUGUCUUCAAAGAAUGUCUCUGUCACUCAAAGUAAUGUCAAACGUGCGUUGGCAAUAGCUAGAGAAGGAAAUUUUUCUAAAGCAGUGCAAUGUCUUGGUUCUUGUGGUACUGCUGCACACAAUGAUACCCAGGCCCUUGAAGAGUUACUGCAGCGUCAUCCUCAACACGUUCUUCCAGAUUGGAAUGACGACAUUCCUCCUCCACUUACUGUCUCUUCAGAGUCUGUACUCUCUGCUUUACGUGACUUUCCCAAAGCGUCUAGUCCUGGAGCUUCGCAGUUGCAUUGCCAGCACCUAUUGGAUGCCACUGAUGGGAAUUCUUCACCGUUAUCUAAAGAUUGCCUUGACAGAUUGACUCGCUUGAUUUGUUUUCUUUUGUCAGGCCAGGCUGACUCUCGCAUUGCUCCGUGGCUUUCUGGUGCACCUUUGACUGCUCUUCUCAAGAAACAAGGUGGUAUACGCCCGAUUGCUGUUGGAGAGGUCUUACGUCGCCUUACGAGUCGCCUUUGUUGCUCAGCAGCGAGAUCUGCCUCGUCAGAUGUUUUCCUUCCGUACGGUCAAGUUGGCGUCGGUAUUCGUGGAGGUUUGGAAACUGCUGUUCAUUCGCUAUCAGCUAUCAUUGAUUUGCGUGGAAAUAAUCCUGAUCUCUGUUGCUUGAAGGUGGAUUUCAGAAAUGCUUUCAAUGAAUGUCGUCGUUCUUCUUUCCUUCAUCGAUUACAAAGGGAUUUCCCUUCAAUAUUUGCUUGGGCUCAGUGGUGUUACCACUGUGAAGGACAGCUACGUUUCGGUAGUCACUGUAUCAAAUCAUCAGGAGGAGUACAGCAAGGCGACCCUCUUGGUCCGCUCCUUUUUUCUCUGACUCUCCUGGAGUUGUUGGACGAUAUUGAUUCCACACCUGACAUCAACCUUCAGGUAUGGUAUUUGGACGACGGAACUAUUGUUGGUCCUCGUAAGGCGGUUUCUUCCCUCCUGGAUAGCUUGUCUGUAAAGGGUCCUUCCCAUGGAUUGAUCCUUAACUUGGAGAAGUGCGAAGUCUUCUGGCCCUCUGGAGAUAUUUCGUUUCCUGAGUUCCCGGAUAGUGUUCAAAGAGUGCAAUGCAUUUCUGGUGGAGCAGAGUUUUUAGGCUCUCCGGUAUUUGGAUCAGAUGCUUUUUAUGAUGCCACUUUUGGCAGGAAAAUUGACAAAAUUCUGUCAUGCCAAAGUCGUCUGACGGAUCUAGAAGACCCGCAGGUGGAGUUACACCUACUUAGAAGUUGCCUGAGCUUGUGCAAGGUUAAUCACCUUCUUAGAACAGUUCCGUCAGAGAAAGUAAAAUUUCAGCUCGAGAGGUUCGACAGCGAGUUGCGAAGCAGUCUGGAGGUGAUUUCUCGCUCAUCUGUAUCUGACGUCGCGUGGAAACAGGCCACAUUGCCAAUCCGUCUCGGUGGUUUGGGUUUGAGAGAAACCUGUAGAACUUCCGCACUCGCUUUCGUAGGCAGUUGCAAUUUUACACGGGAUUUGAGUAUUCGUCUCUUGGGGUGUGCUAAGCCACCUGUUUUGAGGAGCAGUGAAGGGCCAAUCACUAAUCCUGAUGUUCCAGAUCUGCUUUUCCCAGGUGAGGUAUCGUCUCGUGAACAGCUGCUGUCUACUCUCCUGUCUACCGCUGAUGUUGACCUCGGCGGAGCAAGUCAACAUGAUUUGCAAGAGAUUUUCGACAAGUCACUUUUAUCUGACAUUAAGAACUCAGUCAGUAUACGCGACCAAGCACGUCUAAACGCUAUAUCAACUCCUCAUGCAGGCGCAUGGCUGCGGGCAAUCCCUAACAGAAAUUUGGGCCUCGUCAUGUCUGCAGAGGAAUAUGUGAUUGCUUUACGUUUACGGCUAGGAAUUCCAAUUUUUCCUUCUCUCUCUACUAGAUGUCCAUGUGGUUCAAUAAUAGAUGCCUACGGAGAUCAUGUGUUAGGUUGCGGCUAUGGUAACCUGAGAAUUAAACGCCAUGAUGCGUUAUGUGAUGUCAUCUUUCACACACUACUUGAGGAUCACUCUGGCACUCGGAGAGAACAGCACUGUGGCGGAUAUAAUAAUUCUCGCCCAGGUGACGUCUACCACCCAGAUUUUCUACUUGGUCGUCCAGGAUAUUUUGAUAUCACAGUAAGGAAUUCCUUCCAGCAGUCUCACAUUGUCCACUCCGCUUAUUGUGCUGGUGCCGCUGCAGCAGCUGGAGAGAUGGAGAAAGACGAUCGUCAUAAAGACAACGUAGAGGCGACAGGAGGUGUUUUCUACCCGCUGGUAGUUGAGUCCUACGGAACGUGGACCUCCAGUAGCUUACAAACUUUAAAAACAAUUGCUAGAAGGACAUCUCUCCGUAGUAGUAUUACUGUCAGCAGGGCUAUCGUUAAUUUUCACGGGCAGCUCUCUCUCCGCCUUUGGCAAUUUAACGCUAGGAUGAUUUUGGACCGUUUGUCUUUGUUAGGUUUAGACAGAGACUACUCUGUUUGUUCUUCGUUGUGAGGCCCCUCUAGUGGAGGGGUAGCUAUUAUU